AUGCAAAACAUAUUAACUCAAUAAUCGCAGUUUUUUGAAUUGCUAGACAAAUAAGUUGAUGCUUACAAAACCCUUUUGGAUUAGCUCAAUACAAGUUAGGAUAAAUUCAAUAAUCUUCUUACAGACUAUUUACAUAAAUUUCAAUCAAUUAAUAAUAGACUGCUUUCCUAAGGAAGACCUGAGGUUUCUCUCUCAUAAAUCCAAAUUAAACGAAAUGAUGAAUUAUUCACUAACUCCUAAUUAAAUAUAUCCUUCAAUCUAAGAUCUUUACUGGAUAAGUCAUACAAGUACAAGUUAACACUAGCGGAUCCUCUUGAAACCCCACUUUAUAGAGAUCGUAUCUUUCAAUUAAGAGUUGAGCUCAAAAAUAAGAAUGGGGAAUUGGUCCGCAAUCUUAAUAAAAUCGAAUUGGUUGUUGCAAUCUAUUCUUAAGAACAGUAUCCAAAAGAAAUCAAAGUCAACAACAAGGGUGAAUAGAUAUUGAAAGGUCAUUUGUGUGUACCAUUAAUUAAAGGCACAGCUUUCUUUACUAGAGUGUAAAUUAGAGAAGUAUCUUCACACUACCAAAACGGAGGAAUAAUUCUUGCAAUAUUGCCUCAAUUCAAACACAAUGAUGAACCGAUUAAUGGUCGUGACAUUUAACCACUCAUAGUUGAGAACAUCAAAGUUAAGGCUAAAAAGUUUUCAGAGCGUCAUAUACCAGUCUAUGUUAAUUAAUGA
Paramecium tetraurelia is the source of this 720-nucleotide messenger RNA. RefSeq lists its product as uncharacterized. The transcript is spliced from 2 exons. The record is from RefSeq and is a predicted model, not a curated record. NCBI's taxonomy places the organism in Eukaryota, Ciliophora, Oligohymenophorea, Peniculida, Parameciidae.